ACUCACUCACAUUUGGCAACUUAAACAAGUAAGAAAUGGCCCACUUCGUUUGGUUGCUGUUCCUUUUCCUUUCUUCUGCUACUGCUUGUGAUCAAUGCGUUCACCAAUCCAAGGCUUCUUUCGUCACUUCAGUCUCUGCAAUUACAUCCGGAGCUUGUGGAUACGGUUCCUCCGCAAUAAGCCUCAGUGGUGAAAACCUUGCAGCUGGUGUUUCUUCCCUUUACAAGGGAGGAGCUGGUUGUGGUGCUGGCUUUCGGGUCAUUUGUAUUACCACAUUUUGA
Molecule: messenger RNA, 281 nt
Organism: Hibiscus syriacus
Lineage: Eukaryota; Viridiplantae; Streptophyta; Magnoliopsida; Malvales; Malvaceae
Product: expansin-like A1
Exons: 2
Coding region: 36-281 (81 amino acids)
Source: RefSeq, a predicted model, not a curated record